Cuculus canorus (common cuckoo) is the source of this 9883-nucleotide messenger RNA. RefSeq names its product CDC42 binding protein kinase alpha (gene CDC42BPA). The coding region runs from base 661 to 6171 and encodes 1836 amino acids. Gene Ontology annotation, biological process: actomyosin structure organization; peptidyl-threonine phosphorylation. The transcript is spliced from 40 exons. The record is from RefSeq and is a predicted model, not a curated record. NCBI's taxonomy places the organism in Eukaryota, Metazoa, Chordata, Aves, Cuculiformes, Cuculidae. Gene Ontology annotation, cellular component: cytoskeleton; actomyosin; cytoplasm. Gene Ontology annotation, molecular function: ATP binding; protein serine/threonine kinase activity; protein binding.
UGCCAGGGGGCGCCUCGGGACAGCUCGGUCCGGCAGCAGCCUCAGUCCUCGGGCCGUUGCGCAGCCGCCUUUUCUCGUUCCCUCCCGUCCGUAUCCCUGCAUUCCCUGCUGCAACACCCCCCUCCUCCCCUCAAUCCCAUCAGCGGCGGCGUCGCUGGGCUCGGCUCCCCGCGUUGCGGCGGUGCUCGGUGGCCGCUCCCCCCGCGCCGCACCUCCCGCCGCGGCCGCCAUGUUGGGCUGCUACACGCUCAGUGGCGGCGGUUGUGGCUGCAGCGCGUGACCGAGGGCGGAAGCCGAGCGAGGUAGGAGGGAGGGUGCCCUGCGCCCGGCGGGGCGAGCCCGGGAGAGCAGCUCGCCGCCGCCACUGAAGGCGCCGGGGAGAGGGGGCCCGUAGCGAGCGGGGAGACCGGCGCUUGCCCUCCGUCCCUGGACGCUCACUCAGAGGAGGAGGAAGAAGAGGAGGAGGGCGCCGCCACAGCCAUGGGAAGGGUUUGACAGGGCUCGAAGCGUCGCGCGCCUCGGCGCGGCCCGCCCGCCGCCGCGCAGGAGAAGGAGGCGAUGAUGAAGACGUUAGUUUUUGCGAAUCACUGAAACGCCUUAAAAGGAGACUCGGAAGUAAUAAUCAUUAAAAAAGAAACCCCAGUGCAAACUGAAACAGCCAUGUCUGGAGAAGUGCGUUUGAAGCAGCUGGAGCAGUUUAUUUUGGAUGGGCCAACUCAGACUAAUGGGCAAUGCUUCAGUGUGGAAACCUUGCUGGAUAUACUCAUCUGCCUUUAUGAUGAAUGUAAUAAUUCACCUCUGAGAAGAGAGAAGAACAUUCUUGAGUAUCUAGAGUGGGCCAAACCUUUUACAUCUAAAGUGAAACAGAUGCGACUACAUAAAGAAGAUUUUGAAAUCCUGAAAGUGAUUGGUCGAGGAGCCUUUGGGGAGGUUGCAGUAGUAAAACUGAAGAAUGCAGAUAAAGUUUUUGCCAUGAAAAUACUUAAUAAAUGGGAGAUGCUGAAGAGAGCCGAAACAGCCUGUUUUCGGGAAGAGAGAGAUGUAUUAGUGAAUGGGGAUAACCAGUGGAUCACAACAUUACAUUAUGCUUUCCAGGAUGAAAACUAUUUAUACCUGGUUAUGGAUUACUACGUUGGAGGAGACUUGCUUACAUUGCUCAGCAAAUUUGAGGACAGACUGCCUGAAGAUAUGGCUCGUUUUUAUUUGGCUGAAAUGGUGAUAGCUAUUGAUUCAGUUCAUCAGUUGCAUUAUGUUCACAGGGAUAUUAAACCAGACAACAUUUUGAUGGAUAUGAAUGGACAUAUUAGAUUAGCAGAUUUUGGUUCCUGUCUGAAAUUGAUGGAAGACGGAACGGUCCAAUCUUCAGUGGCAGUUGGAACACCAGACUACAUCUCUCCAGAAAUCUUGCAGGCCAUGGAAGAUGGGAAAGGGAAGUAUGGGCCUGAGUGUGACUGGUGGUCCCUAGGCGUUUGCAUGUAUGAAAUGCUUUAUGGAGAAACACCUUUUUAUGCUGAGUCCUUGGUGGAGACAUAUGGGAAAAUCAUGAACCACAAAGAGAGGUUUCAGUUUCCUGCUCAAGUGACGGAUGUCUCUGAAAGUGCAAAGGACCUCAUCCGAAGGCUCAUUUGUAGCAGAGAACAUCGACUUGGACAGAAUGGGAUAGAAGACUUUAAAAACCAUCCAUUUUUUGCUGGGAUUGAUUGGAACAACAUUAGAAACUGUGAGGCGCCUUACAUCCCAGAAGUUAGCAGCCCCACUGAUACAUCAAACUUUGAUGUGGAUGAUGAUUGCUUAAAAAAUUCAGAAACAAUGCCUCCACCAUCACACACUGCAUUUUCUGGCCAUCAUUUACCAUUUGUGGGUUUCACAUAUACAAGUAGCUGUGUGCUUUCAGACCGUAGCUGUCUGAGACUGACAGCUGGACCACCCUCGAUGGAUCUUGAUGCCAGCAUUCAAAGAACAUUGGAGGACAGUUUAGCAACAGAAGCUUAUGAGAGGAGAAUAAGACGUCUAGAACAGGAAAAGCUUGAACUUAGUAGAAAACUACAAGAGUCCACCCAGACAGUCCAGGCUCUGCAGUAUUCAACAGUGGAUGGCCCAAUAACAGCAAACAAAGAUUUAGAAAUUAAAAGUUUGAAAGAAGAAAUUGAAAAGUUGAAGAAACAGGUAACAGAUUCUGAUCAGCUAGAACAGCAACUUGAGGAGGCCAGCUCUGCCAAGCGGGAGUUGGAUGAUGCUUCCAGGCAAAUAAAGGCUUUUGAGAAACAGGUCAGAACGCUGAAGCAAGAGAGAGAAGAUCUUAAUAAGGAACUGGCAGAGUCUAGUGACAGAUUAAAAACCCAAGCCAAAGAGCUGAAAGAUGCACACAGCCAGCGGAAAUUGGCAAUGCAGGAGUUCUCAGAGAUGAACGACCGGCUGACAGACUUGCACUCUCAAAAACAAAAGCUUGCCCGCCAGCUCCGAGAUAAGGAGGAAGAAAUGGAAAUGGUGAUGCAAAAAGUAGAAAGUUUAAGGCAAGAGUUACGCAGAACAGAGAGACUUAAAAAAGAACUGGAAGUCCAGGCUGAAGCUGCAGCUGCUGAGGCAUCCAAAGACAGGAAAUUGCGAGAGAGGAGUGAACAGUACUCUAAACAGUUGGAAAGCGAAGUGGAAGGGCUGAAGCAAAAACAGGUUGGUCGCUCACCUGGGGUAAGCAGUAUAGAACACCAGCAAGAGAUCACUAAGUUAAAGGCAGAUCUGGAAAAGAAAAGUAUUUUCUAUGAAGAAGAAUUAUCUAAACGUGAAAUAAUGCAUGCUAAUGAAGUUAAAAGUCUGAAGAAAGAACUACGGGAUGCAGAGAGCCAGCAGCUUGCCCUCAAGAAGGAGAUAAUGAUUUUGAAAGACAAGUUAGAGAAAACCAGAAGGGAAAACCAAAGUGAAAGGGAGGAAUUUGAAACAGAGUUCAAGCAGAAGUAUGAACGAGAAAAGGUUCUGCUAACAGAGGAAAACAAAAAACUUUCAAAUGAACUUGAUAAGCUGACCACCAUGUUUGAGAGGCUGAGUAUGAAUAACCGGCAGCUGGAAGAAGAGAUGAGAGACCUGGCCGAUAAAAAGGAGUCCGUGGCCCACUGGGAGGCCCAAAUUACAGAGAUCAUCCAAUGGGUAAGUGAUGAAAAAGAUGCUCGAGGUUAUCUUCAAGCUUUGGCCUCUAAAAUGACGGAAGAACUAGAGGCCCUGAGGAACUCCAGUCUGGGUGCAAGAGCCACAGACAUGCCCUGGAAGAUGCGCCGCUUUGCAAAACUGGACAUGUCUGCAAGGUUGGAACUGCAGUCUGCUCUUGAUGCUGAAAUCCGAGCCAAACAGGCUAUUCAAGAUGAGUUGAAUAAAGUCAAAGCUUCUUGUAUCUCUACAGAGUGUAAAUUGCAAGAAUCUGAGAAGAAGAACAUGGAGCUGUUGACAGAUAUUGAGAGGCUGAAAAAGGAGACAGAAGAGCUUAGAUCAGAAAAGGGUGUAAAGCACCAAGACUCACAGAAUUCUUUCUUGGCAUUUUUGAAUGCGCCUACCUCUGCUCUGGACCAAUUUGAAGAUACCUUUUCCUCCUCUUCAUCCUCAUUGGUUGAUUUUAUGGAUGACAUUGAUUCAGUUGAGAAUUUUACAUUGUCUAAUACCCCAUCACGGGAUGAAGAUAGCAAGUCUCACCUCCAUUCAAGAUCACGGUCUCCCUCUACAGCUAGUGAAAUUGAACCAAUUGAGGUUACAGAUCAUCCUCCCUGUUCAACUCACACAUCAGCCAUGAGGACAGCAUAUAUUGGAUCAGGACUCUCUGCACCAAAGCCUAAAGCCCACCAAUUUGUAGUGAAAUCAUUUAAUACACCAACAAAAUGCAAUCAAUGCACAUCUCUGAUGGUCGGUUUAAUACGACAGGGCUGUACUUGUGAAGUAUGUGGAUUCUCUUGCCAUGUGACCUGUGCAGACAAGGCUCCUGCAGUCUGUCCAAUCCCUCCCGAACAGACUAAGGGACCUUUGGGAAUAGAUCCACAGAAAGGCAUAGGAACAGCUUAUGAAGGACACGUCCGAGUACCAAAACCAGCUGGAGUAAAGAAAGGUUGGCAGAGAGCACUGGCAGUGGUCUGUGAUUUUAAACUCUUCCUAUAUGAUGUAGCAGAAGGAAAAGCAUCCCAGCCUAGUGUGACAGUGAGUCAGGUUAUAGACAUGAGGGAUGAAGAGUUCUCAGUGAGUUCUGUCUUGGCCUCAGAUGUCAUUCAUGCAAAUCGAAAAGAUAUCCCCUGUAUCUUUAGGGUCACAGCUUCACAGCUCUCUGCAUCCAGUAAUAAGUGUUCAAUCCUGAUUCUAGCAGACGGUGAGAAUGAAAAAAGCAAGUGGGUAGGAGUGUUGAAUGAAUUGCAUAGGAUCUUGAAGAAGAACAAACUCAAAGACCGCUCAGUCUAUGUUCCCAAAGAAGCUUAUGACAGCACCUUACCCCUCAUCAAAACAACACAGUCUGCAGCAAUCAUAGACCAUGAAAGAAUAGCUUUGGGAAAUGAAGAAGGGUUAUUUGUUGUGCAUGUCACCAAAGAUGAGAUUAUCCGUGUUGGUGACAAUAAGAAGGUUCAUCAGAUUGAACUUAUCCCAAAUGAACAGCUCAUUGCAGUAAUCUCAGGACGAAACCGUCAUGUGCGGCUUUUCCCUGUGGCUGCCCUGGAUGGAAGGGAGACUGAGUUUCAUAAACUGGCAGAGACAAAAGGCUGUCAGGCAAUAGUUUCUGGACCUGUACACCAUGGAGCUCUUACAUGCCUGUGUGUAGCUAUGAAAAGGCAGGUCCUCUGUUAUGAACUAAACCAGAGUAAGACACGUCACAAAAAGAUCAAGGAGAUCCAAGUCCAGGGUAAUGUCCAGUGGAUGUCAAUCUUCAGUGACCGUCUUUGUGUGGGCUACCAGUCAGGUUUCUUAAAAUAUCCCCUUCAUGGAGAAGGCAGUCCAUACAGUCUGCUCCAUCCAGAUGACCACACACUAUCAUUUAUCUCACAGCAGCCAAAUGAUGCCAUCUGUGCAGUUGAAAUCUCAAAUAAAGAAUACCUGCUGUGUUUUAGCAGCGUGGGGGUUUACGUUGACUGCCAGGGCCGAAGAUCUAGACAACAAGAACUGAUGUGGCCCACAACUCCAUCUUCUUGCUGUUACAAUGCACCAUACCUCUGUGUGUACAGUGAAAAUGCCAUUGAUAUCUUUGACGUGAACUCCAUGGAGUGGGUUCAGACUAUUCCUCUCAAAAAGGUUCGACCUCUGAAUACAGAAGGAUCACUAAACCUUUUAGGCCUAGAGACAGUUAGAUUAAUAUAUUUCAAAAACAAAAUGGCAGAGGGUGAUGAAUUGGUAGUUCCUGAGACAUCAGAUAAUAGCCGGAAGCAAAUGGUUCGAAACAUCAACAACAAGCGCCGCUAUUCUUUCAGAGUACCAGAGGAGGAGAGAAUGCAGCAGAGGAGGGAGAUGCUACGUGAUCCAGAAAUGAGAAAUAAAUUAAUUUCUAAUCCAACUAAUUUUAAUCACAUAGCACAUAUGGGUCCAGGGGAUGGUAUACAGAUUCUCAAAGACCUUCCAAUGCAGCAUUCCCCUUACCAAUUCCCUCAUCAUCACUCUCGUCUGAUCUCCUCUCCGAGCAACUUUGAGCACAUCUACCAUAUGACUGUUAAUUCAGCUGAAAAAUUCCUCUCUUACGAUUCCAUAAACCCUGCAUUUUCCCUGCCUUCACGCUCUGUCCUCGGUACUCCAGACUUUAUGACUCUGAGGAAUCUUCGGCCUCAGGAAAGUCGAACCGUAUUCAGUGGCUCUGUCAGUGUCCCAUCGAUCACGAAAUCCCGCACAGAACCAGGACGAUCGAUGAGUGCAAGCAGCGGGUUAGCAGCACGAUCAUCUGCACAAAACGGCAGUGCUUUGCGGAGGGAAUUCUCAGGAGGUAGCUAUGGAGGAAAGCAUCAGCCUAUGGCAUCACCCUCAGAUGGUUCCUUAUCCUCUGGUGGCCUGGACCAAGGCAGCGAUGCACCAACAAGGGACUAUGAGCGAGAGGACUCGGACUCUCCGAGACACUCUACUGCAUCAAACAGCUCCAACCUCAGCAGCCCUCCUAGCCCAGUUUCUCCUCACAAGACCAAGAGCCUUUCCCUGGAGAGCUCUGACCACGUGAGUUGGGACUCAUGAACUGCUUCGGCAUUCAGAUUUGACAUCACAGCAGCUUGCGCUCCCCAUGGCUGUCUCCUUCACUUGUUCCAAUUCUCACCUUCAGCAUCCUAACCCUCCGCAUUCCCUGUCAGAAAAUGAUUGGGGAGUGGGGUACAGAAGAAGGUAAAAGCUGGUCAUCUUCAGCACCAUUCAGCACUGCCUCACCCUCUCUUCCUCAGAUUUCACAGCAGCAGAUGAGCAAAGCUUGUAUUGUAAUAAUAUCGGUUUCAUUUUUGUGGUUACAGCUGCUUCACUUUUAAAGACAUAUUUAUCCCACUCCCUUCCACUUCCCAAAAAGUAGCUUAAGUAGACCAGACCAGUAUCAACAAGAAAAAAAUGCAGAGGGAUUUUGAUUUCAUACAGUAACUCACUGUACUGUACACAAGUAGCACAGAGAUCCUCUUCCCCUGCAUGGGGAAUUAUCAGUAUGUCAGAGGCACAUAAAAGCUUUCAGCCACCAUGUUGGAAUGUCAGUCUGAUUGUCGCCAGCAGAUCCUUAUUGAUUAAAUGAUGCAUAUUUUACUACAGUACAGAGUUUAAAUAAAUAAGCAGAUGUUAGAGAAAAAUACAUAUGUAUAUAUUCAAAGAAAAAAAAGCAUUGUGUAUGCAGCAGAAGAUGGAUGCUUAUUUAAGAGAGCCUUUAAUUUAAGAUUUGUGUUGUCCCUGUUUUCAUGCUCAGUAAUAUACAGACUUUGGAGGCUUGGCCUGAAACCUUUUGCAGCACAGAUAUUCGUUUUUGAGUAGCACUCACUGCCCUGCCAGGAGAGGUCCCUACGGUGCUUUUGCAACAUUUCUUUACUUCUGGUAAUGGCAUAACAGAAGCUAAAAUUCCGACUUUCAUUUAAUCCCCAUCCUUUGCAAAAAUAACAGUCAAAAAGCAACCCCCUGCCCUGACAACCCUGACGUGAGAAACCGAUGUGCAAAUGAGUGAUAAGAGGAAGAUGUCUCUUCUCUUUAGUUAGUAAGGCAGAUGUGUUUUUCAUUUGGGAGUAUGUUGAAAUGAGCCUCUGUUCUCACUAAUAUUGUUGCUGGCUUUAUUCUGUGACCACACUCAAACAUGUAAGAGCAUUUUGCAUUUAGCAUACUGGGUUUUGUGAGUUUCAGAAACUUAUGGCUUUUAUUAAACCAUUCCAUAUUCUUGCAGUCAGCAGUAUACAGUGUUUCACACACAUAGAGAUGUUUGGAGUUUUCCAGUUUCUGUCUUCCCUGAUGAAAGUCAUAUAAGUUUGAACCAUAUACAGUAAUUUCCAGGUAUGAUCAAAAUGUGAAAUAGGGAAUGAGACAGAUCACUUAAUGAUGCUAGAUCUCCUAGGUAAGAUUUCUCUUUCACUGUGAAUCAAGAGGCUUGUCCAAGUUAAGCUCAUUCAAUGUUAUUUUGGGAUAGGAAUUGAAAACUCUUUUCAGAAGCCAUGAUCUCAAAAGCCUGUUUCUUUCCCAUUUGGAUUUCUUCAGAGUAGUAAGCUGGUUGUGGUGUUUGUUUUCACUUCAAAGCUACUACUUUUGCAAGCCUGGCAUUUAAUACGAAAAGCUUUAGCAAACAGUUAAGUACUGAAAAUUAAUGCAUCCCAGGAUAGUUUUCAGAUAGGCAGGGCAUUAUUGGCAUUAUUAAAAUGCCAUAUCAGCUUCUUUUUAAAGGUUGCAUAUUACUUCAAGUAUAGCCACUGCUUUUUUCCCCCACAAUUCCUUCCUUUUGGUGAAGCAUGUCCACACACUUUUCAAAGACUUUGCAGACUAGUUUUGUAUUUACUGUAUGUUGUAUUUAAACAUUAAUCGUAUUUUGAUGUUGAGAGAAGGCAUUUAAACAGCAGUCAUUAAAGAUAGAACAGCCUGCUUGACAGUCCCCUGAGAGAGGGUCACAGGAUUUUUUUUGUGGAUAUUUUUUUUGCAGUUGACCUAAUAUUCUACCUGAAAAUGGAAUCCAAAGAACUACAACACAGCAAACAAUUAAAUUGAGUAAACCCCUACAUUUACUAUGUUAUGGUGCCUGCAAUCUAUUGAUAUCACAAACAGAUGUUUUCAGGCAGAGUGUAGGUCAGCUGUGUUACAAAACUAAGCCUCACAGAAUAAGUGAUCCACAGGCCUACACAGUUCGUAUACCCCAGUUUCUAAGCCUUGGCAGUCUCUGUUAGGAUUACUAUAUUAAUCAUUAGUUUGGUACUGUGCAUUUUUAUAUGUAUCUGCUCAAAAGAGAAACAGCAACUGUUGUAUCAAUUGAAAAGCAAGUGACCAUCACUUAGUUAUUUGAAAAGAGAAAAGUUGUCCUAGGACUUGAAUAUUUUUAUAUAUUUGGGGACCAUUUGAUUACAUACUCAAUUUUAAACCACAGUGGUUUGGUUGGUAUGAACAUUGAAAACGCAUGCUGUAGCUGAGCUUUUUAAAUAUUCACUGGACUAGGAAAAGGAACUUGGUCAUUUGAACUGUAAGACUCGACUGGAAUCUCAAAGACAGUUGGCUCUUAAGAUUAGAUGCUUGCUACUUUGCACUGUAGCAUUGCUUCAACUUCACACUUAGAGGGCUGCCUUUUGUCCAGGGAGCAUAAAAUCUCCCACUAAAUUUUUGACUAUAAUGUAUGUUCUCUGUACACAGUACUUAUCUAGCUGAUUUUUUUCCUUUUGGCUGAGACUGGAGGUGUUGCUUUUUUGACACUGCUUAAACAUAUGGGUUGUUGGGUUUUUGCAAACUUUUUGCCCUUCUUUUGAUUCAGGCAGCUACUAAGGAUUCCAGGUCAUAGAAUGAUAAAGGUCCGGUAAAUAGUUUUCCCCUGUACAUGUGUGCACGCAUGUACAUGACUUACGUUCACAUUUCAUAAACCCCAAAUCAGGGUUACAGUACUCUCUUCUCUAUUGCCUUUGGCCUGUAGAAGACAGCUGGUGGUUUAAAAAACAGAACAUUCCUUGGGCUGCAGUGUAGUAGGUGCUUCCUUUCCUCUCAGUUGCUGUAGCUUGUUAAGAAUAUGCAUUUCACCUGUUUUAACAAGUAUCAAACUUGAGUCAGGAAAGUUGACUCCUUGAUUUGACCCUGACUUACAAGCCAAGUGUGUUAUUCUCAGGUAUACAGCAGAGGGAAGUUAAGGGUCUUGUCAUACAAAAAAAAAGUCCAAAAAAGCAUAGCGUAUGUAUAAAAAUGUAGCUUUACUGCAACAAACUGACACAGAGUGUCAGCCUUUCAAAACAAAAGUCAGCGCAUUAACACAGAAACAAAUUCUGGCAUCAGAUUGCUUUUGAAUGGCUAGACCCCAGCUAACAGGACAAACAUGCUCUUGAGAAGGUGGUUUGGGUUGGUUUUUUUUCAAUUUUAUAUACAGUUUAAUCUUAAAUAAAAACAUUAAGCACACAAUUUAUUGCAGUGCAACUAGCCCCACCCCUUGCACCUUAGUCUGAGAAUGAAUGUGGCACGUAAGAGCUUCUGCUGUGGUUCUUUUAAUUAAUAGGAUCAGUUCCAUGGAGGAAGUGGGAGAAGUUCCUGCACUAACACAAACUGCACUCUUUUGCGUGCUUUGUGUUCAUACUAUAUUUCAUAGACAACCCUAAAAACCACUCUGCUGCGGGCUUUCCAGUCUAAAUUCCAGCUCCACUUAAGUUUUUGGUUCCAGCUGCAGCUCAGUACAGCCUGUUUUCAUUUUGCAUUUAAGAAAGUCUCAUCUACAGGGAAGAAAUCCGCAAACAAACCAGUGAUGGUAUUUCAGAGCAAC